AUGGUUUCCAAAUUCCCAAGAAACACGACGCUGUUCAAUGAACCGAAUGAAAAUAGCCGCAAUCUUGUCAUCGUCCUUUCCGCCGUCUUCGGCUCACUCGCGCUUUUUAUGGUAGUGUCGGCCACAGUUUUCAUUAUUAAGUGGAAACGUAAUCCGAAAUAUCACAGGCAAAGGAGGGGAAUCUCGCCGGUUGACGACGAAGAGAUCGAGAGGUGGCGUGGACGGAAAGAAACCUACACCGAGGCCCCAGGCCGGAGCCCUAUAAAAUCUCACAAACGCCAAUCCUCUUCUGUUGUGAUCGUAUCACAUCCCCCAGGAUGGACAUGGAGCGCUGAACCAAGUCCGUUUGGCACGAGGAACAGUGGCGAGACGGCCUUGUCGCCGCCGCCAAUGGUUGCUCGAGCACCGAAUUCGAGAAGCGGGCUUACAGACGGCGCAAUACUAGGCGCGGAUCCAUUCGUCCCGCCUGUACGACGACAAAGCACGAGACUGGCAAAGCACGUGCGGAACCAGAGCAGGAAGAGCAGUUUUACCGCAUCAAUUCCAGAAAGACAGUCCACAGAUUUCCCACGGCAUUACCGAGACGACUCCAAGAAGUCGUUCCAAGCUGACCGCGUCAGCCCGCCGAGUUCGAUAUUCAACGGGUCUCCUGGCAGCAAUGAACCGCUCCCUACUUUGGCCAGGCCAGCAUAUGGAAGGGCCGCAAGCAGACAAAUGGAAAACCCGAUCUGA
Pseudogymnoascus verrucosus is the source of this 732-nucleotide messenger RNA. RefSeq lists its product as uncharacterized. The record is from RefSeq and is a predicted model, not a curated record. Lineage: Eukaryota; Fungi; Ascomycota; Leotiomycetes; Thelebolales; Thelebolaceae. The transcript has a single exon. The coding region runs from base 1 to 732 and encodes 243 amino acids.